Messenger RNA from Leptopilina boulardi, 3999 nucleotides. It is a transcript of the gene SIDL, whose product is annotated as trafficking protein particle complex subunit 10. NCBI's taxonomy places the organism in Eukaryota, Metazoa, Arthropoda, Insecta, Hymenoptera, Figitidae. Gene Ontology annotation, biological process: early endosome to Golgi transport; intra-Golgi vesicle-mediated transport. The transcript has 12 exons. The record is from RefSeq and is a predicted model, not a curated record. Gene Ontology annotation, cellular component: TRAPPII protein complex. Gene Ontology annotation, molecular function: protein binding. Bases 117 to 3656 code for a protein of 1179 amino acids.
AUGUAUAAAGUUCAGUGUUUGCAUAUUUCAUGCUUCAUUACACGUAGAUUUAUUUGUAAUGAUCAAAAGCAACACAAAAAGUAAUAAGCUUUUGAGAGAUUUGACAGAAAUUGGAAAUGAAUUGCAAUGGCAAACCAUCCAUUAAUGAUAAAGUUCUGUCAAAUAUUUCCAUGGAAAACAAAUCAAUUAUUACAUGUGCUGGAGAUGAGGCAUUAUUUACUAGUUUGGUGAAUAAUCUUGUUAAAGCAGUAUCAGAUGAAACUGUUGAAUGGCGUAGAUCUUUCAGUCAAUUGCCAAUUAAAAAAGUUAAACUCAAUCCCAGAUUUAUUCCAUUUUCCAGUGAUAUUUUGCCUGGAGAUAAAAAUUGGCAUCUCGUCAAACAACCAAUUUUUCAUAUAUACUGGACAGAGUGUUCGGACGUUGAUGUUUACAAAUCUUCUGUAAAAGAUGACAUAGAUAAAUGGUUAAAAACUCUAGGAAAUAAUUUUCAAGAUUGGAUGAUAGUAAUUGUAGAAACUUACGAUAUUAAAAAAAGUAAUAAAUUGCUUCCAAGAACGACAGUUCUAGAUAAAAUUCGAAAUGAUUUUGGAUCAAAACAUGGAGACAGAUGCAUAUCGAUUAUUAAUCCAAUUAAGUCUGAAUCGCGAUCGGCUGAAUCGUGGAGAGGUUUAGUUGUGCGAAUACGACAAUUAACACUAAUUGCAUAUGACAAAGCACUUGUACGAUUUAGAGAAAUCAUAAAAGAUCAUCGCGAAAAACGAAAUCAACUUGGUUGGAAUUUUUGCCAUUAUUUUCUUCUACAAGAAGAACUUGCAUUUGUUUUAGAAGUAUUAGGUUUAUAUGACGAAGCUUUGAUACAAUAUGAUGAAUUAGAUGCACUUUUUACACAGUUUGUACUCAAUUCAAAUGUCGGUGAUACGGCUGUCUGGCUUAGUACGUUUCAAAUUCCAUUGAACAAUUGGUCAGGUGUAAAAUUAAAUAAUACCGUUGAUCAUCAAUUGAGACUGAUGUUGGCUGAAUGUAAAGCUUCAUUACUUGAUCUGAGGAGUUAUUUGUUUAGCAGACAAGCGGCAAUGUUAUUGUUACGCAAUAUGCCUUGGGAGAUUGCGCAAAGAUGUUUAUCAUUCAUACACAAUACCCUCAGUGAAUUGCAAAUUUUGGAAAUUCAAAAACCAGAAGGUGCCGUCGAAUGUUGGGCUUUUCUUUGUGCAUUAGAGGUACUUCACGCUUGUCAAUUAUCGAUGGCAAAUUCGGAAAACAAUCAACAAGUUGAUCGAUGUUCUGUUCAUACGGCGAGUUUAUGGGCAGUUGCUAAAGAUAAGUUGGAGGCAUUGGGAAGAUUGUGCGGUCUCAUGCCAGGCAGUGAACCGACAAGUGAACAAUUACACACUGUCGUUUAUUUAAUAGCCGGAAUAGGAGAUUCGGAACCGCAAGCAAUGGGGAAACCAACGCCAAUUGAUAAAUUAAAGGAGGCAUUGUCCUCGAAGGAGGCAUUUAAAAGACAAUAUCUUGAACACGCUGAAUUGGCAAUGGGAACAUAUAAACAUAUAGGACGUAUAAGAUCGGCACGUUUAAUUGGUAAGGAUCUUGCAAAUUUUUACACGGAAUUAGGUGAAAAUCAAAAAGCCGUUGCUUUUCUAUCGGAUGCCUUACAAACAUAUACAGAUGAAGGAUGGUUACAUUUGGCAGCACAAACACAAUUAGAAUUGGCUCAAUGUUAUAAAAGAAUGGACGAUGUUGAACGUUAUACAAAAAUAUCAGCUGCAAUUGCAAGUAAUAAAAGUUUACAUAUAACUGUUCGUAAUACAUAUUUUGAGGAAUUAAUGGGUUAUAUGAAAAUGUUGUCUUCCCCAAAACCAUUGCUCACUGAACUCAUUGAUUGUUUUACAAUACUCAGUAUGGAAGUUAAUGUCACGGACAAAGUGGUACAGGAUUGUAUAGUUAGUAUAGAGAUUAGUGUACAAAGUUUACUACCAAGAGAAGUAAAAUGUAAUCUUGCUUCUGUCUCUGUUGAAGAAAUACAGAAGCCACAGGUGCCUAAUAAUAGAAGAAAGGGAACGAAAUUACCCAACGAACCACAAAUAGAAUUAUUAUUAAAAUGUACAAUUGAUGUGAAGAAAUCUAUUUAUGAGAGUUUGUCGAUAUCAAUGAAUUCAAAGUUCGAAUUACAAGAGGACCAAAGUAUGUGGCUUGCCAAGGCGAAUCCACAAAUUGUCAAAAUACCAAUAAGAAGAUCGGAUAGUACAAAACAUCGAAAACCAUCGGCCAAUAUGAAAAGUGAUUUUAACAAUGCUCUUGUAAGCGAUGAAUUUACAUUGCAACCGGGACAAAAUACAAUAAUUGUUAAACGAAGAUUUGAAACACCCGGUUUUUAUAAAGUUGGUCAAUUAUCGUUGAUAAUUGAAAAUAAAUUAGAAUUUUUAUCCUCGAUAUUAAGUCCACGAUUGUGUUUUCAAAUAGCAAAAACACAACCAACAAUUUCGUUAAAUUCAACAAGGGAUUUAUUAGCCGGUCUUAUUCAGGAUAUCGAAUUAGUUAUUUCUAGUGGAAGUGUAAAAAUAACUGAGAAUGAAAUCUUAAAAUUAAGAACAUCACGUGGUUUCACAUUACAAAUUGACGAUAAUGGAACAUCGGGACUUAAGGAAUAUAAUAUUAAAUUACCAAAUUGUGAACCAUUUCAAAUAUCAAAAAUUCCUUUGAAAGUGUUUGCCGAUCUUUCGCCGAAAAAAGAAUCCUCGUCCAUAGAGCAUAAGUUAAAUAUACAAUGUCCAUGGGGUAUAGAAGAGAGUAUAGAUCUCAGUUUUGCUCCACCUUUAAUGUCAGUUAUGAAAUUACACACGGCUAAACAGAGAAAAUAUCUUCAAAUUUUAGUAACAGGAUUGAGUAAUCAAUUGUUACAACUCACUGAACCACAAUUAACAAGUAAUUCAUCGGUAGAUGUUAAUUUCAAAAGUUUAAAUCCUCUUGCUGGACAAAAAUUAAUAAUUGGUAAAGAAAUGAACGUGUCAUUUAUGUGGGAACUUGAAUUUGGUAAAAAUGAAAAAUCUCCAAUGCCUAUUAAAACUGAUUUUCGAGUUAAAUAUAUUCCAAUAAAUUCUCACGAGGAAAAUGACGAAGAAAAUGAUCCAUUACAUAUUCAGGAUUUACAAAAAUUGGAGGAAAAUAGCAAUGUCUAUAAAUGUAAUUUCGACAUUAUUGACUAUGUGACAUUGUUUACAGUGACGUCGAAAAUUGAAGCUAUUGGAGGCGGAGGUGAUUUCUGCCGUGCAGGCAGCAUGUGCCAUCUUUAUCUCACAGUGACACGCAUGUUACCUACUUCCAAUCCAACUCCUUCACCUCAACUUAUGUACGAAGUUUUGGCUGAUCAAACAAUGUGGGCUGUUUGUGGAAGAACUGCCGGCAUUGUAUCAUUGGAGACUCUUGAGAAACAGAGCGUUACUUUAGAUGUAAUGCCUUUAACAAGCGGUUACUUGCCCCUUCCAGUUGUUAGAUUAUCUCGAUAUAUUCCCGCCACGGAAUCAAAGAAUGAUACAUCUCGAAAAAAUGAAAUAACAUCGGGACCGAGACUCGAACCUUUUAGCCCCGGACAAGUUUAUAAUGCGAGUAAGGCUCAACAAGUUCAUGUUUUGCCAACAGCGCCAUCAGAAACAACCUGAUGAUAAAAAUUAGGAAAAUUGAAUAAUAAUUUUUGUAAAUUAAUGUAUAUCUUUGCAAAGGUGAAAUUGUCAGAAGGAUAUCAAUGCACAUUUUUUGUAAGUAUUUAUUGUACAUUUAAAAUGAAAUUAAAUGUAAUAAUUUUUAAAUGAAAAAAAAAAAAUGAAGCCUUUGAAAAGAUAACAGAACACUCUGCCAUUAAAUAUCUAGUAAUAUUCUGACAAUACAAAAUAGUGCAGGAGAUAUAUCAAGAGCUAUUUUGUGAAUAGCUUUAAAAGCCACUUAGUUUUUAUUAAAUUCAUUGAUUCUUCUCGAUAUCAAAAAAAAAGCGAGAAAAUCUCAUUC